Molecule: messenger RNA, 7515 nt
Organism: Gopherus flavomarginatus (Mexican gopher tortoise)
Lineage: Eukaryota; Metazoa; Chordata; Testudines; Testudinidae
Gene: ZDHHC14
Product: zinc finger DHHC-type palmitoyltransferase 14
Exons: 9
Coding region: 1813-3288 (491 amino acids)
Biological process (GO): protein targeting to membrane; peptidyl-L-cysteine S-palmitoylation
Cellular component (GO): Golgi apparatus; endoplasmic reticulum
Molecular function (GO): protein-cysteine S-palmitoyltransferase activity
Source: RefSeq, a predicted model, not a curated record
CAGCUCCCAGCGGACCGGGGCCCUUCCCUUCAGCGCAGGCCGGGUAUUGGCGGCGGGUUCCUUCCUCUCUCGGGUUUCCGCGGCUGAUUGGGCCCUGCGGCUGGCAGAGGGGGCGGCUGCCGCCUGGGGCUGGCUGGAGACGCUGCCGGGCGUCGGUGUUACGAAGCGCGCCGGGGGCCACAGACGGAGCCAGCCGGACCUGCGGGCUUAGGCAGGGAGCGCAGGGCCCCAUCCCGGGGGUGCAGCCGGUGCCUGGCGAGGAGCGAGCAGCUGGGCGAACCCUGCCCCGGCUCGAGGGCAGCAGCGGGGGCCGGGCUCCCUCCCUCCGCCCUAGGGGGCGUGAGCGGCUGGGGAGGGGUUUGGUGCCCCCUGGGCACCGGCAGCCUUCGUGACCCCGCGCCGAAGAUGAAGAGGUGGCUGCUGCCGCUGCUGGGUCUGGCUGCCGGGGCCAAGCCCGGCUAAGGGCAGAGCCGGGGGAAGGGAGCGGAGCGGCCCCCGCGCUGCGCAGUGCGCAGGGCUCCUCUCACCUGGGCUCGGCAACGAGCCGCGGCAGCUGCGGGGCGGUGUGAGCCCGAGCCCGUCCCUGUGCGCGGAGGUGUCAGGAUGCGGGGUGGGACCCGGCAGCCCCUCUGCCCCGCUGCGGGAAGCAGCCCGUGUCCCCACAGCGUCUGACUGAGCCGUUUCUGACUCAGAGGCGGUGGGAGACGGUGUCGGGGAAGGGAGACUCCGUGUGGAGAAGUCGAUGGGGCGGAAGAGUCCUGGGCGGAGAGACACAUGCUAUACGCAGUGAGUCCUCUUUUGGGGGGUGGCAGAAAACCAGCUGCCACGCCGGAUCGAGCCCGAGGAACGGCAUGAGGAAACGGUGCUUACCUGUUGUCUAGAAGAACUUGGGUUUGAAAACCGCCACCCACACACCUCCAGACGCUGACACCGCCCACUGUCCAAACCAGGGGUGAGGAGGAGGAGAAAUUUCUCUUUUUAUGCGUGUAUAAAAAGGAUGAGGACUGGCUCCAACGGUGUCCAUUUCUGCCAAGGACAGGCACUGACUCUGCUUCCUCUCUGCUCUAACAUUUUUUAGCUUUAUGGAGGGAGGGGAAUAGAAAAUAAUAAACAUUCACUUCCUCAGAUCUACUAUAAAAAUUCACCUCCCCAGACGGACAAGAAGAAACAACAGCAAAGCAGCCACUUUGCAUUGAAUCAGGCGGAAGAAAUCCCUCUACAGUGUGUUUCUCCAGAGCUGGAGUUGCAGCUGGGUUUGUGUGUGCUUGCCUUGUGUGCUGUCUCUUUGAGGAAGUGAGGAGGAUUUUCUCUUACGAAUAUACAUUUUUCUUUUUGUGGUAAAACCUGCUGCCUGAAGGAAUAUAACACCUCUCUCUGAAUGGGAGAGACUCAACCGGUGAACCUGUUUUUACCCAAAAUGUUGAUUCCCAGAGAAAUCUGAGGGUGUGCUCUUUUGAGGAAAGAACAACCACUCCAUUAAAGAUGAACACUUCUUAAGUUUUGUGGACAAGCAGUCUAUUUUAUAAUUUUUUCUGGUUCCUGUUUUAUCCUGUGAUAAAUUGCUCUUAUAACCAUUAAAGACUAUUUUAAAUCAGUUUGUAGUUUUGGUGGGGAAGAAGGAAUACCUCCCAAGCAUUUCUAGUAUGACAGCUUUGGUUUCUCAAGAGUUAAUCAGGGCUUGUGUGAUACGUUUACUACCAUUCUGGUAACAAACUUGCCUUUAAAAAAAAAAAAAUUGGGGCUAGUGGGGAGAAUUAUCUUGUCAGAAGAAUAUUUUUGUUUUGGGGGUGUUUCCCUCAUUACACUCCCUUGAUGACUCCUGGAGGUGGUAGUGGGCCCAUGAAAGACUGUGAAUACAGUCAGAUCAGCACACACAGCUCCUUAUCUCCCAUGGAGUCUCCCCAUAAGAAAAAGAAAGCAGCUCCCAAGAGAAAAUGGGAGGUUUUCCCUGGAAGAAACAAAUUCUUUUGCAACGGAAGGAUCAUGAUGGCCCGGCAAACUGGAGUCUUCUACCUGACUCUGGUUCUCAUCUUGGUCACCAGUGGACUCUUCUUUGCAUUUGAUUGUCCAUAUUUGUCAGAGAAGAUUACACCUGCUAUUCCUGCAGUAGGUGGGAUUCUGUUCUUUUUCGUGAUGGGGACCCUGCUGCGUACUAGUUUCAGUGAUCCUGGAGUCCUCCCACGUGCAACACCAGAUGAAGCAGCAGACCUGGAAAGACAAAUAGAUAUUGCAAAUGGCUCCAGUUCAGGAGGAUACCGUCCACCUCCCAGAACAAAAGAAGUAAUCAUCAAUGGACAGACCGUGAAACUAAAAUACUGUUUCACUUGCAAGAUUUUCCGCCCACCUCGUGCCUCACAUUGCAGCCUUUGUGAUAACUGCGUAGAACGGUUUGAUCAUCAUUGUCCCUGGGUAGGCAACUGUGUGGGGAAAAGAAACUACAGAUUUUUUUAUAUGUUUAUUUUAUCUCUGUCCUUUCUGACAGUCUUUAUAUUUGCAUUCGUUAUCACCCACGUCAUCCUUCGAUCACAGCAAGCAGGAUUCCUAAAUGCCCUUAAGGACAGUCCAGCAAGUGUGCUGGAAGCUGUCGUGUGUUUUUUUUCCGUUUGGUCUAUUGUUGGUCUCUCAGGUUUUCAUACAUAUUUGAUCAGCUCCAAUCAAACAACAAAUGAAGAUAUUAAAGGAUCUUGGUCAAAUAAAAGAGGUAAAGAGAAUUACAAUCCAUACAGUUAUGGCAACAUCUUUACUAAUUGUUGUGCAGCUUUGUGCGGACCCAUCUCUCCAAGUCUAAUUGACAGAAGAGGAUUUAUACAGCCAGAUACACCACAGCCAGCAGCACCAUCAAAUGGCAUUACAAUGUAUGGGGCAACACAGUCUCAGAGCAACAUGUGUGAUCAAGAUCAGUGCAUUCAGAGCACUAAAUUCGUUUUACAGGCUGCUGCCACACCACUACUACAGAGUGAACCCAGCAUAACUAGUGAAGAGCUACCUUUACCAGGAAAGACCACUAUCGGUGCUCCUUGUGCCACGCUAACCCUAGGGCAGCCGACACCACCGUCCUCCAUGCCAAAUCUCACAUCAGAAACAGGUUUGACAGACAUGAUACCAUUAAAAGAGGAACAUGAAGGUCAUCAGUUUCUAACUCCUGAGGAAGCUCCAUCACCUCCUGGUAUGCUGCCAGCAGGGAGCCCUAUAACACACAGCCAUACCAUGCAUGUCCUGAGCCUAGCCAGCCAAGAUUCAUUGCAUGAAGACUCAGUGCGUGGUCUUGUGAAGCUUAGCUCAGUUUGACCAAUUUUUAUUGAUAAUAUUAUACCAUAUCAUAGUGGUUGUACAAAUGAAUACCCAACAGGAAAGACUUUACAGUACCACUGUAAGACUCUAACAUGCCUAUAUAAUGAAAACUUUCCCAUGUAAUGGAGUUUACUAAAUGGACAAAUUAUUUUUUCAAUGGAACUGUGGCAUUCUUUUGACUGGAUUGUUAAUGGUUCUGCUUUGAUAGUGACUGCUUCUAUUUUUUUAAAUAAAACCAGGAAAGGUCACUAAUCCUGUUAACUGAAGAUCUGGGUCCAGCAACUUGUAAUUCUACCUGUAGGAUGGCCUUUGUUACAGUAUAAAAAAGAGAAGUUUCUGGAUAUGUGUCAUGUUAUGCAUUUUAUGCUCUUGUAAUACACACUUGUUAAGGCUUACCACACUUGUGGCCAGAAUGAUCUGCACUUACAUGUUAUGCUACUAAUAUUUGAAACAGAAAAUAACCAUUCCAUUUGUUAAUACAAAAAAUGACUGCAGGUAUGGAUUUGCAUGCCACGCUAAGGUAUGUGUUACAGCGGUGUUGGUAUUAAAAGAGAGUGCUGCUUUUUUAUUUGUGAGUUUCAAAGUGCUGUUUCAUUUAAAGACGGUGCAAUAGAUUAACCAAUUGAAAUUUUUUUUUCAAUUUUGUAAAUUUUAUUUUAAAUUUAUCAUUGGUGCCUAAAAUACGGAGGCUACUGAUUUUUAUCUUGCUACAUAUCAUUUAACCUUCUAUUUAAUUGUUUAGAAUAAGGUAUCGUGUUGUGCCAUGCCACAGAUUCUUCCAUUCCCUUGUGUGAUAAGAUUACCUGCAGACAUCCAAUAAAAUGAUAUCCUGUUUCUUUGGAUAUGUGUACAGUUAUCCUUGUACAGUUUACUGGAAAAGAAAAGUCCCAUUUGGAUGACUUAGUCUAUCAGGGGGUUAUGUUUUUUUGACUUUGAUACAUUUGCAUAAUGAGCCCAAAGCCACAGGGAAAAUCUGACCAUGAAUUGUUUUGCUUUAGUAUUAUGUAUAGCUUUGUAUAGGCAGUCUGUUUUGAUAACACAGUGUUUCUACAGCAAACCUGUGUAUUAAGUACAGAUACUUAAUAUCUGCUUAGGACCUAAACUCCUGGAUGUUAGUCUUCAGAAGAAAGAGAAAAGUCAAUGGAGUGAACCUGAACAAACAAGCGAUACACUGUAGCUGCUGUCUAGUUAUAAGUUUUCAUCUGUAUAUUUUCAUCCAUUAUUUAAAAUGGAAAUAUUUAUAUUACAAAGUUGUUCUAUGCUUCAAUUUGUGAUUAGGGAAAAUAAGAGUUAUGGUUUACGGAAAAUAUCUCCACUCAGGGACAAUUGAAGAGGACCCUGCACAUAAGCUGAGAGAACUCAAACAUUGUAAUUUAUUGUAUUUGACUUGUUUUUCAGAUUCUAGAAUCCGCAAUAAUCUCUUCUCAGGAUAAAUUAAAUGCAGAGAGUCUUUCCAUCAAGUUCAAGAUAUUAUUUCAACUGCAAAUUGCUAUUAUAUAAAAUGUUUCCUUGAUCGAUCAAGAAGGGUGACAUUUCUGCAUCAUUGAAACAUGGUCAUUCACGGACAUCAAGUCAAAAAAAAUUGCCAUAUUUUAUAAAAAAGAGCACAAUAAGCCUCUUGGAAUACAGCCAUUUAUGCUAUUGAAAUGUUGAAUGACAUGCUAACAAGAGCCCUCAUACUUUGAGGUUUUGUAACCAAUUUUAUUUUUCUAAAUGGUGAUACCACCUUUCACCUAGUUGUAGGUAUAGAAAAUAUAGAAGGAAAACUUUGAUAACAUCAACUGAUUUCUUGGGUCCCAUUUCAGAGUUGGUUAUAGAUGGACUAGAUGAUCUUUUGAAGUCCCUUCUUGCCCUAAAUUUCAAUGAGACUAUGCAUGCUCCACCAUUAACAGUGAUGGUGAGUCAUUAAAAGUUUGCAAGCUUUCACAUAAGGGGAUAUAGCUUCUCAGUUUCUUUUCCCAUUCAGUCUCACAAGGUUGCUCAGAAAUUCUUAUUCACAUGUUCUCUCUCUUUUUGGGUAUGCCCUCUCCAAAGAAGAACUCCCUUUGUGCUGGAUUCCAAUCCACAGCUAGACAGUCAGGUUCUAUGGAGAUGGGGCAGAAAAACUUAACAAGAUGAGUAUCCAUGGGGUAUCCCCCCUGCCAGAUUAACAGUAGUAGCUCUGGUAGAGGCAAUGAGAGUGUAUUACUUUAUGGCUGGGAUUUUCAAAGGAGCCUAAGGGAAUUAAGUGCCCAAAGCACAUUGAAUGUCAAUUAUUUGAGGGCACUCAAAUAAUUAUAAUAAUGCAACACAGUGUACUCUUACCUCUCAGAAACACCCAAGUUUGUAUUCUUAACCUAGCCCAGGACAAAUGCUUAUUACAAAACCACUGCACUGUUUGUAUUCUUUUAGAGCUGAGAACAAAAAGGGAUGUUUCAUCUCAAGACUGUAUUUUGGAUGAACUGAGGUUUGGGGUGAAGCAUUCAAAGCACCUUGUCACAUUGUAUUUGCUUUGGUUAGUGUUAUGAGUCUUCCCUGACAUAAGCACUAAAAUUUUGCUAGUGAAAAAAGGAAAAAUUAUCUAUCCCUUGCUCAUAGUACUGAACAGUAAGUGAAAUAUUUCUGUUUCUCUUAGUAGAAGGGAAAGUUCUUUGAAAUCAGUUGCCACUAUGGGAAAUUACCUUAUAACCUUACAGAAACAAUACUUUUAUUGGAUAAGUGAAUCUGUAGCCAAGUGGGUCUUAUUAUUUUAUUAAUUCUACAGAUAUCAGUGUAUCGAGCAUUGAUUGUCCACUGUGUGAAAGAACAAGUAAGAUAAAUAUUUUACUGUGAUAUUAAAACUUCAGUUUUAUUGAGCUAACUCUGAGGAUCACCUUUAUUUAUAAAUUCAUCUGCUUGCAAUUUCACAGGAAUAUCCAAGGCAUCUCAUGCUUACAAGAAAUUCCAUUUGGUGGCAACAUUUGUAUGUCCUUGCCACUAACAAGUAGUGCAGGCAGAAUCACAUCAACUGUAUGUCCAUGAUAAGGUUUAUAGUGACAUUCUUACGUAGGAGAAAGGGAUAUUGUUCAGGGUUUUAUGUUAUUCCCCAACUGAAACACGCUGUUCACUCUUUACAUUUAGAUGUUUAAAAUGAUAGAACAUCACUUUUAGAACUUUUUGCUUUUUCAGUGCUGGAGAGGGAGAUAGAAAGCCUGACAACAGAACUGAAGUACUGUGAAUACCCAUUUUAGAACCAUUUAUUCAUUCAGAUUCCAGUGACAUGCCAUAUUUUUUCCCUUUGUUUAUAAUCUUUCAAGAUUGUAUUUAAGGAUGAUAAAUAAAAUAGUGUAUUUUUACCAUUACCUUGUUUUUAUAUACAGGUUUUCAUAUCACCUUAAUUUAAAUCUAUUCUUUCCUUCUGCACCCCCGAGUUUCUGUUAUGGCGGCAUCCAUGGUUGACACUAUUGACUUGUGAGGACAUCUGCUGGAAAGUACUGGAACUGAAUUAAUUAAUUGUUUCUAUAGUUACAGUUCUCGAUUAACAGAUUAAAAUCAAUGACUCCAUCAGAAUGACUGAAAUUCCUGUGUAGGGCAUCUCUUCUGUUUUACUUUUUCCCAGCAGCAACUGCUUUUCGCCAUAUGAGCUCCCUCGGAUGGAAUUCACAUACACAUAUGGCCCCAUUCAGCAAAGUAACUUAACCAUCCCUUGUACUGCAGGAUUCUUAGCUUUGAUUAUAUUUUGUUUUCAUUGCAGAGCACAAGGACCAGAGAUUCAAACUGAUAAUCCAGGGCCACGUUGCUGUAUUUGCUUCUCUUUGCAUAUUUUGCUUUCUCCUUUGUUGUUCUUUUCAUUAAACAAUUAGUACGUUAUAUUUAAUUAAUCUUAUAAAAAGUUUGAAUGUUCUUCAUACUGGUACCUUCUGAUUUGUAUAAAUGCAGAAUCUAAAUGGAAGUUGAUGUUUACAGAAAAGUAAAUAUAUGUUUUUACUAAAGUACCUAUAAAUGUUUAGAAAUUCACUAUGCUGGUUAAUCUGGCAGCAAUUUUUUCCCCUUUCAUUGUUUUUUUAAUAGUUUUUCCCCUCUAGGUGGGUAUACAGUACAAGACUGUGUACAAUGAAAUGCAAUGCUUCAUAAAUAAGAUCUGUUUUUAAAAGGCUUCUUUUUCUUGUUUUGUCAAAGACCUCUCUAUUUUUAAAGUAAUUUUAUAUUACUAAAGAUUAAAUAGUAAUGUUGUUCUCAUUGUAAUAAAUGUCAGAGAUGAUUGCA